This is a messenger RNA of Cuculus canorus (common cuckoo), 1629 nucleotides long. It is a transcript of the gene C8H1orf210, whose product is annotated as chromosome 8 C1orf210 homolog. NCBI's taxonomy places the organism in Eukaryota, Metazoa, Chordata, Aves, Cuculiformes, Cuculidae. Gene Ontology annotation, molecular function: protein binding. The transcript has 5 exons. Bases 77 to 1183 code for a protein of 368 amino acids. The record is from RefSeq and is a predicted model, not a curated record.
UUUCACCUGCACCAAGCGUCGGGAAGGAGCGGGACUGUGGUCACAGCCGGGCUGGCUCCCAGUUUCCUGGAGCCAAAUGGCUCCUGCCUGCCUGCUCGGAGUGUGCAGCCUCCUCUGCGCCUGGUCAGUGGUGAUGGGACACCCCUGCGCCCUGGACCACCAGGGAUGGGCCGACUGCAGCGGGAAGAGCCUCCUACAUGUUCCGAGUUCUCUUCCAAGCAACAUCACUGGUUUGGAUCUCUCCUUCAAUUCCUUGGUCAUUCCCAUUCAUGGGACUCUCUUAAUGCCUCUCCCUUCCCUGCGGUCCCUCAACCUCUCCAGCAAUGCCCUGCUGGCGCUGAGCCCAGCAGUCUUCUCCAACCUCGAGGCACUGCGUCUGCUGGACCUGAGCAGCUGCAGCAUUGCCUACCUCCACAGGGACGCUUUUAAGGGACUGGGAAACUUGCACACAUUGCUUCUAAGGAAUAAUAAUCUGCAGGAGCUUGAGGUCCCUUCCUUACUGCCGCUGAAGGCCCUUUUCCACCUGGACCUGCAACACAACGCGCUAGUGUCUCUGGACGCUUUGAACCUGCAGCUGAUGGAGGCAAUCCCGCAGGUCCGACUGGGAGGGAAUCCCUGGGUCUGUGACUGUGCUGCGCACCCUCUGCAGCAGUGGCUAAAGCGCAGGCAAGCUGUGCAGGUGACCUGUGCAUCACCCCUGGGGCUGCAGGGCCAGGAGGUCGCAGCUCUGGAUUUCCAGGACCUAGGCUGCCAGAUGAAGCGGCGCUUUCCUCGGGGGGUCAGCACGGUGCAGCAGAUCACAGUGACCCACAGCAACACCACCACACCCCCCACUGGGAAGGGGGGAAGGAGCUGGCCAUACCUGGUAGGAUUCCUGGUGGCAGCAAUUGGCAUCUCCAUCCUGAUCGCUCUGGCUGCCAAGUGCAAGCUCUUCCACAAGAACUUUGCCAGCUACCGCCACCGGCCGCUGCCUGAAACCAGCUCGAUUGGAGGUAGCCCCAUGGAGGAUGGCAGCGGCUGGGACAGGAGUUCUUCAGGCCCAGGGGACAGCGAGAGCCACCGCAUGCCUGGUGAUGCAGACCUGCAAGCUGAGGAUGAUGACGGCUUCAUCGAGGACAACUACAUCCAGCCAAACGAGCAGAUGCAAGAGGAAGAGGAGAGGGAAUUGCACCUCUCCAUCUGAGCCUGCAGCCCAGCCACCACUGCUGCAGCUUCUUGCUGUCCCCCCACCUCCAUUCCCUUCCUGUCCUUUCCCACCUGCCCUCAGCUUUUGGGCCCACACGGCUGCAGGCAGGAGGAAAGGAGUGGAGAGGAGUGGGGAGAAAGGGUGGGCUGGGAAUGGUGGUAGAGGCUGAAGGCGGCUGGCCCCACAGUUCCCCAGUGUGACACCAGCAGGGCUGUGCUGGCACAGGGACACCAGACCUGCUGCUGCUCUCCCGGCCCUGCUUGGAUGCCGAGGAUGAAGGAGAUGGUGCUUACCGCACCUGGGAAGCCUGGUGGAGUUGGAAGAGGAGCCUGCCACGGUGCUCCUGUGGGGUUUGGGGAACCAAUCCCGCUGCCCCACGGUUUUGCACCCAGCAUUGCUCUGUCCCUCAAUGUGUUGUCAUUCCAGGGUGUGAUUAAAGCAUG